AUGCCAAGGGAUCGUGAAAGAAGUAGUUCCCGAGAUCGACGAAGUUCUUCAUAUAGCUCGGAGUCAUCUUACGAGCGCAAAAAGUCUAAAUAUAAACAUAAAAGACGAUCGCGUUCUAAGGACCAUUUACAGACAAAAAGUUAUAAGAGAAGACUGUCCAAUUCUAGGUCAAAACAUAGGAGACGGAGUUAUUCGAGAAGUGCGUCAAUAGAGCGUUAUGACAGUAGGUCUAAACUGCGUUCAUCAUCACACUCUCGAUCUAAGCGCUCUAAAUACUCCCGUGACCGUUCUCGGUCACGUUUGUCAUCUCGGGACCGAAAAUACAAUAAAAAGAGUCACAAGUGUUCUCGGUCCAAGAGCAGGUCGAAUUCUUUUGAUAUUGAGCCUCCACUACAGUUAGACAAUACAGACACCAUAGUAGAAAAGGCUAUAAAAGCAGCUGAGGCGGCAGGGCUGACUAUGACUAAGAUUCCAACAUAUGAGUAUAAAGAUGUAGCUGUGAAAGAAGAUAUGCCUACAAUACAUGAUCGUAACCUAUUAGAUGAACUAAAUAAUGAUGCAUUUGUUCAAAAAUCUUUCUCAUCAACUAAAAGGAAAAGGCAAAAUAUUGUUAUAGAUCUAAAUGCAGAAACUGUUAAAGUGCCAGAAGCUGAUGUUAAAGCUAGAAAAGAUGAUUCAAUUAUAAAUUUUAGUGAAAUUCUAUGUCAAGAAGAUCUAAAAGAGAUGUGGAUCACGAAAUUAUACCAAUAUCGGAAAAAAAUGUUGAGGGAAGAGUUAUAA
Molecule: messenger RNA, 780 nt
Organism: Pieris macdunnoughi
Lineage: Eukaryota; Metazoa; Arthropoda; Insecta; Lepidoptera; Pieridae
Source: the annotation of a GenBank genome assembly